Messenger RNA from Misgurnus anguillicaudatus (oriental weatherfish), 2197 nucleotides. RefSeq names its product lipolysis stimulated lipoprotein receptor (gene lsr). The record is from RefSeq and is a predicted model, not a curated record. Gene Ontology annotation, biological process: establishment of blood-brain barrier; tricellular tight junction assembly. NCBI's taxonomy places the organism in Eukaryota, Metazoa, Chordata, Actinopteri, Cypriniformes, Cobitidae. Gene Ontology annotation, cellular component: tricellular tight junction; plasma membrane.
CACCUGAGUUUCGAGUUACUUCGGCGUUGCAGGAAAUGGAAGACGCACCUGUCUGAGAAAAAAAACAAAGCGUUGUUAUCGAAACUUUACUCGGCCAUUUUUGGGAUUUCAAAGUAAAACAUAACGCCUAUGUUUUAAAGGAUCUCGAGAAAAUAUGCAUCAGGGUAUAAUCUUUACCCUGUUUUUGUUAACAGGUUUCACUCAAGCCAUCAAUGUGAUCUGUCCUUAUCCACGCCAUGUGGUCAUAUUAUUCCAGCCGGUCACUCUUCGCUGUGAUUACACCACCACGGCUCAAAAUCCCCCUCUGAUAAGCUGGAAAUACAAGUCCUAUUGCAGAGACCCAAUCCAAGCUGCAAUGAACCCCAGCAGUGCUGACAAUGCCAUCGCACAAUCAAACCCCAACUACAACCCCAACAUAGAGUGCGCGGACAGCGUCAGGACCGUACGCAUAGUGGCUUCAAAACAGACGGCCGUCACGCUUGGGAAAGAGUAUCAGGGUCGCCAGAUCAGCAUCACUAAUAAUGCGGACCUUACUAUUUCUCAGACGGCGUGGGGUGACAGCGGUGUGUACGUCUGUAGCGUUGCUUCGGCCCAGGACCUUUCGGGAAAUGGCGAAUGUUUCACAGAGCUCAUUGUGCUGGAGAGAAAGUCAAAUACUACAGACCUGCUGCCUGGCAUUGAUUUACUGGUCAUGGAAGACUGGUUGUUGGUGGUGUUGGUGGUCCUGGGCUUCUUGUUGCUGUUACUCCUGAUCGGGAUUUGCUGGUGUCAGUGUUGUCCUCACACCUGCUGCUGUUACGUCAGCUGUCCCUGCUGCCCGGAGCGCUGCUGCUGUCCCCGCGCCUUAUACGAGGCAGGUAAAAUGGUAAAGUCGGGUAUCGCCAGUCAGUACGCCCCCACCGUCUACGCCCCAAGCAUGUACGGACAACCGGCUUACGGACAACCGGGCAUUCCCAUGCUGCCUAUGCCAGGACAAUUCCCUGGACAACCCUCCAAUGGCUACGGCAGAGACUUCGAUGGGGCCAGCUCAGUUGGUCAAGGGUCGCAGGUGCCACUUCUGCAAGACCACAACAGCGGAGGAAACCGCAGUGGAUACCGUGUUCAGGCCGAUCAAGAUGGAAACCCAACUCGGGUACUUUACUACAUGGAGCGAGAACUGGCCAACCUCGACCCCAGUCGCCCAAUACACGCUCCAGGCAAAUACAAUCGUCUAGAUGCUAUGAGUGAGGUGACUUCACUGCAUGACGGUCUAGACUCUCGAAAUCGAGGUCGUUCGAGACCUCCUCAGCUCAACACGGUCUACGAUGAUGUGGAUGAAAACAUGAGCACCAUAAGCAGCGUCUCGCAACACAUCCGACGGGAAGAACCCAGACGUGGCCCUGACACUCGAGGGCGUGCACGCUCCAUGGAAAACUUGGACGAUAUUGGCCGGAAUUACAGAGAUCGAGAUGACUAUCCACCUCCUAGCAGAGGCGGUGGGCAAAGAGGUGGCGGGAGAGGUUCGGACGAUGAAUGGAGCAGCAGCGGACGAGGUUACGACCGAGACCGAGACGAUGACCGUCGUCGCCGUGACUACACACCCGAUCGUCGCCGCAACGAAUCCUUCCGCGGUGCCGGCUUCCAGGGACGUCGCGCCCUUAGCCGAGAUGACUUGAUGAAUCUGGAGCCCGACCGUGAUCGCCGAGGUCGGGAUGCUUACGAUGACAGCUUCCUACGGGAGGCCAUGGAGAAGAAGAAGAUGGGCGAGCAGCAGAGGGCUCGCAGUCGAGAGCAUCUGGACAGCGAGAGCGACCGCUCUGACCGUAACAGAGGGGCACCAAGAGGACCUCCACCUCUGCCCCUUGCCCCAGCCUCUGGAAACCCAGAUCGCCGUGGCAACAACCACUUCCCACCUCCACCACCGCCUUACAUGGAGGACAAUGAUAGCUUGGCAUCAUCCAAGAAGAGCAACUUAAAAAAGAAUGGAGCCGUGAGUAGAGAGAGUUUGGUGGUAUAACCGCUCGAGUAAAAGAUGGUUUCAGCGGUGCAUCUCAACAAAGGGUUAAGGGCUGAGAUUUCUGUUUAUAUUCAAAUGUCUUGAAUUUUUAUUGGAUGUUUUUAUGAUAUGUAUUGUAUUGCCACAAUUGCUUUAGAUUAUGAUGUACUUUUCUAGCUUUGGCUUGUUUGUAAACUUUAUAAAAAACUUUAUUUUAAAUAA